GCUCUGAUUCCACGGUUACUUCAGUUUGUGGGUAAAGAGCGCUGGCUGUGUGUUUCUCUGUCCGGUUUAACUCUUCAAAAAUGCUCGAGUUCUUUCCGAAAUUACUCCUGUUGGUGUUGUUAGCAUUCCCGGCAACUACUUUUAUGAAAGGCACGUUAAUAGCUGCGCAGGAUGUUACAGAGGAAGAGGAGGCAGCUGACGAAGAUGCCGCUGAUGAUGUGAUUGCUGAAGAUGAGGAUGAUGAAGCAGAGGUGGAAGAUGAUGAAAACACAGAUUUGACUGAAGAAAAAGAUGAAGAGGAAGAUGAAGAAGCUCUAGCAGGAGAGAUGAAGCCUUCCCCUAAUGCUGAUACAACCAUUCUGUUUGUCAAAGGAGAAGACUUUCCAGCCAACAACAUUGUGAAAUUCCUGCUGGGCUUCACCAAUAAAGGCAGUGAAAAUUUUGUGAUUGAGUCUCUGGACGCUUCCUUCCGGUAUCCUCAGGACUUUCAGUUUUACAUCCAGAACUUCACUGCUCUGCAGCUGGGCAUGGUGGUACCUCCACAGCGCCAGGCCACAUUUGAGUAUUCCUUCAUCCCAGCUGAGCCCAUGGGUGGUCGCCAGUUUGGUCUGGUCAUCAACCUCAACUACAAAGACAACAGUGGCAACAUUUUCCAGGAUGCAGUGUUUAACCAGACAGUCACCAUCACUGAGAGGGAGGAUGGUCUGGACGGAGAAACGAUCUUCAUGUACGUGUUCCUCUCUGGGCUUGGGCUUUUGGUGGUUGUUGGCCUGCAUCAGCUACUGGAAUCUAGGAAGAGGAGGAGACCUGUGGCCAAGGUGGAGAUGGGAACUUCCAACCAUAAUGAUGUAGAUAUGAGCUGGAUCCCUCAGGAGACACUCAAUCAGAUCAUGCAGAGUCGGCGAGAUAAGGCUUCUCCCAGAAGAUCACCCCGUAAGAGGACGCAGAAGCGUUCUGCUGGAUCAGAUGAGUGAAGAGGGAGUGUGGCUGUAUGGUGCAUGCUACUGAGUACACUUUGGCCAUCAUGCAACAUGCCUACAGACUGGUCAAUACAUGCAUACAUCUUUACCAAUGCGGUCACAUUAUAAAAAAUAAAAUAAAAAUAAAAGUGACUACAAUUAAAAGCAACUCCAGGCACAGGUUUUUUUUUUUUUUUUAAAAAGAUUAGUCCUUUUGACUAGUGAAAUUUUUUUGCUUUUUAAUUUGUGGAUAAAGGGCAUAAUUGUGUGGGGUGGGGUUCCCCCCCCCCCCCCCAUUUCUUUUCUAUCCUGCCCUCCUUUUUCUUCCCCUCUCCUCUAGAAAGCCAUGCCUCUGUAAUCCUCCACCUUUUUUGGCACAGUGUCUCUUCAUGCACAUGUAUGCUUAACUGGGUCUUCCUCACUAACUCGGUCACUUGUUGCCGGAUAAUACGAGUGUGCGUCAGCCAUGUUUUAAAAGUGCACUGUACUUUUGUUUUGGGCCAUUUUAUUUUGCCAUUUAGGUUUUGGAGGAUUGCUGACUGUAUGAAAGCCAGUUGUAAUAAUGAACUCGUUUGCUCCCGGGUUGUGCCUAUUUUUCUUCAUUCUCUGUUUUUUCACCUCUCAAUGUCCUCAGACUUGGUAUACAAGUUGUGUCCUCCCCCCCAGGAUUUCAAAUCUCCUCAUAUGAUUUCCAAGAGCACUGAUGUAGUAAAUAUUGGGUAGUGCUUGGGAACAGUCUGUGGAUUAAUUUUUUUUUUCUUUUUCCCCUUUUUUAAAUACUGUUGCUUGUGGCAUGAAUUUGGAUGCCCAGAAUUACUAUUGUGUGCUUUUAAAAGUAUAGUACACUACUGUAUGCAAAUGGGCCCUUAUAGUUCCUGUGGGCUUUUGCCAACCCAUGGUAUAUCAGCAGUCAGUGCUUUAAACAUGUACAUGCUUUUUAGUAGGUGUGUGAUUUUCUUGACUGAUAGCUUUUUUUUUUCUUAUUGAUGUUUUUAAGGUUGAUGAAUACCUUUUUGAAAAUCAUUUACAUGUGGAAAUGUCGGUGUGAACCAACUGAUGCAUAAGCUGAAACCAGGAUGUUCACAGGGUAUCUCUACUUUAGUCAUGGCUUUCUCUCCUUGGGACUUUUAGCUCUGCUCUAAAUUGCAAAGACGCCAAAUUUUUUUUUUUUGAAAAAUGGUGCAGUUAAGCCUGCCCGUGCAAGUAUUAGUGACAGACGUUAUUGAAGAGAUUGUGGGUUCACAUGGAAAAGUGCAAAAUAAAGAUGGACAUAAACGUG
Neoarius graeffei (lesser salmon catfish) is the source of this 2238-nucleotide messenger RNA. It is a transcript of the gene ssr1, whose product is annotated as signal sequence receptor, alpha. Bases 81 to 974 code for a protein of 297 amino acids. Lineage: Eukaryota; Metazoa; Chordata; Actinopteri; Siluriformes; Ariidae. The record is from RefSeq and is a predicted model, not a curated record. The transcript is spliced from 9 exons. Gene Ontology annotation, cellular component: endoplasmic reticulum; endoplasmic reticulum membrane.